AUGGUAAUCGAUGGUUAUAAUACAAACUCUGAAGAGGAGGAGGAGGAUAAAAGUAAUAAGAAAUGUACUGAAAUAUAUUUUAAUAAUUUAUCAAUUGUAGGUUUUGAUACAAAUAUAGGUGAGGAUAGAGAAGCAGUAAAGAUAUUCAAAAUAUUCAAAAGUAUAAAUAUAUUUUAUGAUGGGACCUUUCUUAAUGCUAUUCCAACACAUGUCAAUUAUUCAGCAUUAUUUGAUCCAGAUAAUUCAGGUCAACAAGUUAAAUCAAUUAUAGUACAAAUUGGACGUGAAGAAUAUUCUGAUUUUGUUGAACCACGUCAUUUAAUCAAAGUUAAUCAAUUUGAAAAUUUACAUUCAAUUACAUUUUCAAUCAAUUCAUUUCAAAUAUUAUCCAAUCUAUCGAAAGAAAUGGGAUAUUUUAGUUUCAAAUGUAUAAAAUCUGAUUUUGGUAAUUCAGAUAAUAUCAAAUCAGAAUUAAAUCAAAUGGUAAAUUCAAUCAUUACAAGUAAAUAUUUAAAGAAUUUAAAAAUAACAUCCAUUAAUACAGAAAAACAUCCAAUUGAUUAUGAUACUUAUUAUGAUUAUGGUGAACCUCAAGCUUUUGUUAAUAAAAUAAAUGAAACUGCAGAAUCAUUUUCAAAUUCAUUUAAACCAUUAUUUUCAGAAUUAAAUACAUCAAUCGAAAGAAUUGAAUUUGAUUGUAUGGAUCAAUACAUUUCAAAAUUAUUAAAUAAUAAAUCAAUUAAAUAUUUAUAUGAUAGUGAUUUCAUUGUUUACUCAUUAAAACCAAGUGGUGGUGCUGGUGGUGCUGAUGGUAGUCAAGUACAUAAAGAACCUAUUUCAAUUAAUCUAUAUCUAUUUGAUAACAUAUUUCCAUCACCAUUUACAUCAAUUAGACAUUAA
This is a messenger RNA of Dictyostelium discoideum AX4, 900 nucleotides long. RefSeq lists its product as hypothetical. Lineage: Eukaryota; Evosea; Eumycetozoa; Dictyosteliales; Dictyosteliaceae. The transcript has a single exon. The coding region runs from base 1 to 900 and encodes 299 amino acids. The record is from RefSeq and is a predicted model, not a curated record.